Messenger RNA from Chlamydomonas reinhardtii, 1822 nucleotides. RefSeq lists its product as uncharacterized. NCBI's taxonomy places the organism in Eukaryota, Viridiplantae, Chlorophyta, Chlorophyceae, Chlamydomonadales, Chlamydomonadaceae. The record is from RefSeq and is a predicted model, not a curated record. Gene Ontology annotation, biological process: biosynthetic process. Bases 175 to 1374 code for a protein of 399 amino acids. Gene Ontology annotation, molecular function: strictosidine synthase activity. The transcript is spliced from 10 exons.
GGUUUUGGUGACAGGUGCGCUUCUUCACUACCCAGGUUCACUACCGACAGGGGCUAGCUAGAAACGGCCAAGACUACCUUGCCUUUGAUCGCAGUCGCCCAAUAGUUUGGGAUUCCUUCUUUACACUAGUACCUUGAGAUAGGAACAAGGCAAGCGGCACCAACUGCUCCGGCGAUGCGCGGCGUUAUCGUCGUGGCGCUCUUGAGCGCGUGUGCUUAUUAUCUACCAGGGACGCUUAACCCGACGCUGCCUUACCCGGCCCAGCGCUUCGGAUUCGCGCACAUUGACCCGGCCACCCUGCCGCUGGACAACUCGCCGCUGGAGGGCGUGUACGCGCGCAAUGAGGUGCUGCGCAAGGCCCACAAGCUGUUUGACGGCGUUAUCGCGUCCUCAGAGACCGUGGCGGUGUCACCCGAGGGCAACCUCACGCUGGUUGACAAGCACGGGUUUGUGUACGAGGCGGAGCCAGCAACCAAAGUCCCGGGUGCGGUGUUCACGGGCGAGUGGGCUCUGGACCUGCCCGCCACCUACUACCUGGGGCCGGGCCGGCCGCUGGGCUUCCACCACGACGCCGCCGGCAACCUGGUCAUUGCUGACACACUCAAGGGCCUGAUCCGCCUGGACCGGACCACCGGCGCCGUGGAGCUGCUGACGGCCCGCGUGAGCGCCGACUCAGCGCUGGCCCCGGACACUCCGCUGGCCUACGUGAACGACCUGGACAUAGACCACGACACAGGCGUCAUCUACUUCACAGACUCGCAGUCCAUCCCCGUGUAUCCGGACCGCGAGACCGGCACCUUCUACGACACCUUCCAGUCCUACCUGCUGGGAUUCAUCGGGGGUGACGUGGCAGGCCGGCUGUGUCGCUACGACCCCGCCACGCUGCGCACCGACGUGCUGCUGACGGGGCUGUGGUUUGCAAACGGCGUGGCUCUGGCCGCUGACAAGAGCUACGUGGCUGUGGUGGAGACCAACCGCCUGCGUGUGCACCGCUACUGGCUUUCUGGCCCCAAGGCCGGCACCUCGGACCUGCUCAUCGAGCGACUGCCAGGCUUCCCCGACGGCAUGUCGCGCGCGCCUGACGGCAACAUGUGGCUGGCGAUCGUGGCGCCGGUGACGGGUCUGCCGAAGCUGCUUAAAAGCAAGGUCACGCGGUUCCUCCUGGCGUACCUGCCCGCCUGGGCGCGGCCGCGCAUCCCCCGCUGGGGCGCCGCGCUCAAGAUCAGCCCCACAGGUCAGCCGCUGCAGCUGCUGAUGGAUCCGGACGGCUCGCACAUCGCCUUUGUGAGCUCGGUCACCGAGGUGGCUGGCCGGCUGUACUUCGGCAACGUACGGAUGAACUAUGUGUCGUACCUUGACUUGAAAGACGUGUAGGCAAACGCGACGCGGCGAUGGGAGGAGUGAGGGAGGAGCGGAAUGCGGAGGACGGGCUGAAUGAAGGCAGCGGGGGCUUGGGAAAGUGCGUGCGGUUUGUGUUUCCGUCCUCUCGCCUGUGGAAGAAGUGUGGGGCAGGCGUUUGGGUGCUGGCAGACGCGCGCGAUACUGCCGUGUUGCGAAUGCGCAUGGCCCGUUUCUGAUUGGGCUAAAAUGCCAUACAUACCGGAGGUGCGAUUGUCAGCCUGUCAGAGGGCAGCCCACGUGGCGGUAAUGCUGGUCAUUACUAGGUGAAAGGAGCAAUCGAAGGGCGAGGAACUGCGACACACACGGAGCAAUGGCCCCGCAGCCCGCCUGGAUUAGACGGAGCUACUGGACUGUCGGUGCCGCACACUCCCACGGGGUGCACAAAUGGCACGCUACGUUGUCGCUUUAAAAUAAACGAGUG